Suillus clintonianus is the source of this 1560-nucleotide messenger RNA. RefSeq lists its product as uncharacterized. NCBI's taxonomy places the organism in Eukaryota, Fungi, Basidiomycota, Agaricomycetes, Boletales, Suillaceae. Gene Ontology annotation, molecular function: zinc ion binding. The record is from RefSeq and is a predicted model, not a curated record. The transcript has 6 exons. The coding region runs from base 31 to 1485 and encodes 484 amino acids.
UCGCAAUUCUUAAGUCACCCGAUUCAAGCCAUGGACUACGUAGAACAGCCAAAUAGCAAUCUGAUCUGCUGCAUCUGCCACGCCCCGUUCACAAAUCCUACGACCGCACGGACAUGCUUACACACAUUCUGUCAUGACUGCAUAAUAACAGCUGUACAGCACUCUCCUCAAUGUCCCAUCGACCGCUCCCCGCUUUCGCUUGACGAUCUGUCGCCAGCGAAUCCUAUCGUGAAACACCUCGUAGACGAACUCAUAAUAGAAUGCCCAAAACGAGUCUCCGGAUGCACCCAGACAUUUCAAAGACAAUUAUUGUCCGCUCACGUCAAAGACGCCUGUCAAUACGUCGAGAUCCCAUGUUCGGAAGAGCAAUGCGAUAAGCUCAUCCUUCGGAAGGACGUUGGUAAGCAUCAAGACGCUUGCGUGUAUCGCUCGACGCAGUGCGAUGGGUGCGAUGCGACAAUCAAGUACAGCGAUCUCAGUACUCACAACUCUGAGUGUCCUUCCAAGUCUGCAACGUGCAUUUUCUGUUUUGAAGAGUUCCCGAGGUCACAGUCGCAAUCGCACACUGCCACCUGUCUUGACUUUGAAAUUCCAUGCACGCAGGCUGACAACGGCUGCUCUUGGACUGGUCCCCGGCGUCAGCUCUCUGACGAACACGCUCUGUCCUGCCCAUACGAGGCUAUCAAAGGAUUCUUCUCUAUAAACGGUGCUCAAAUAUCAUCCCUAAACACGGAAAACGCCGCUCUCAGACAAAAAGUCCACGCACUCGAAUCGGUCGUCCAGACGAUACGAAGAGACAUCCAAACAUUCAGAAACGUCCUCGGUCCAUGGUACCGAUCACACACCCAAGACCAAACCCCUCCAAUCAUUCCCCCAUCCAUCGACGCCUUCGAUCACCUCUUCUCGGCACCCCCCGGUCCUUCUCCUUCCUCCUCCAGAACCACUCCCAAUCAAGCUCAUUCAUCUUCCUCCGCAGAUCACGGAGAACUCAUAUUUCCCGCGGCCCAUAACGAAAUCGACGCGCUCGCACCCUACUUCCCACUCACAACCGAGCACGCAUUCUCGGAAUCCCAUAAUUAUCCCCGAUCACGCCGAUCGUUCAGCGGGAUCGUAGAUCCACACUUGUCUCAACGGACACUGCCGUUAACGCCCGUCGCGCCUCUAAAUCUUAGCACCUCUCUCGAGGGUUCACUGAAUGGCUUACGCGACUCCGUAACCGCCGUAUCCACAUCCGUCGAUUCCCUAGCGCGUCGAAACGACAUCGCACUUACGAACGAGAGCAUGCGUCUCAAUGAAGAACUUGGCUCUCUCAAAUAUGCCGUUCACGGCAUACGACUGCAACUUCACCGUUUGAUGAUGGAUAGGAACGCGCAGGUGACGGGGAGAGUCGGAGAACCGCCUUUAGGCCUACCCGGUACUCAGACUAUCUUUUACCCUCCCAUGAUGGCACCUCCAUUUCCUGGGACGCCUGGGACGAAGCUCUGACCCAGUCCUGCGGUUUAUGGUCGUUCGAUCUCUUGUUAUCUUAGUUCUGUAAUUGAUUAUGAUUAUCUAUGGGCU